ACGAUGGCCAUGGAUAAACAAUAAUACGGAAGAAGGUGCCGGUGAGGACGGCGCUUAGUCAUCGCUAGCCCAACAGUCCCGAAGCUCUCACCAAAAACCAAAAAACUUAUCGACGGCCAGGUCCGACACGGAGUUAGGAGGUUCUGGGGCUGAUUUCUUCCCGCAAGUCUCCUUCACAUCAUCAUCCUCAUCCGCAGAAGAAGCUAUCUGAAGUCGUUUCUUCUUUUCACUCCCGGAAUUACACUCUUUGAGACGGCAAUGGCUGCCCCCCGACUUUUCCGCCCAGCAGCUCGCCUGCUUUCUUCUCGACUUUCCGCUACACCCUUCCGUUCUACUUUCCAGAAGUCCGCCUGUGCGCCCUCGAUCCUACGCGCUCGGGGAUAUGCGACGGAAAGCGGUACUAAGGAAGUUACUGUCCGAGACGCAUUGAACGAAGCCCUUGCGGAGGAGCUUGAGAGUAACCCAAAGACGUUUAUCCUGGGUGAGGAGGUUGCGCAGUACAAUGGAGCAUACAAAGUGACGAGAGGUCUAUUGGACCGCUUCGGUCCCAAGAGGGUUAUUGAUACUCCCAUCACAGAGGCUGGCUUUUGUGGUUUGGCUGUUGGCGCCGCCCUCGCUGGACUGCACCCUAUCUGCGAGUUUAUGACCUUCAACUUUGCUAUGCAGGCCAUUGAUCAAAUCAUCAACUCCGCCGCCAAGACACAUUACAUGUCUGGAGGUAUUCAGCCUUGCAACAUUACUUUCCGUGGACCUAACGGAUUUGCUGCUGGUGUCGCCGCUCAGCACUCCCAAGACUACUCGGCCUGGUACGGCAGUAUUCCUGGCUUGAAGGUCGUGGCUCCUUGGAGCGCUGAGGACGCCAAGGGUCUGAUGAAGGCCGCUAUCCGUGACCCCAACCCUGUCGUUGUCCUUGAAAAUGAGCUUUUGUAUGGUCAAGCAUUCCCCAUGAGCGAGGCUGCCCAGAAGGAUGACUUCGUUCUUCCUCUUGGAAAGGCCAAGAUCGAGCGUCCUGGAAAGGAUCUGACCAUUGUUUCUCUGUCCCGCUGCGUUGGACAGUCCCUCAACGCUGCCGCUGAGCUGAAGCAGAAAUAUGGAGUCGAAGCUGAAGUUAUUAAUCUUCGGUCCGUCAAGCCGCUCGAUGUUGAGACAAUCAUUCAGUCGCUCAAGAAGACCGGUCGCCUGAUGUGCGUCGAAUCCGGCUUCCCCAUGUUCGGUGUCGGGUCCGAAAUCCUCGCCUUGUCCAUGGAGUAUGGUUUUGACUAUCUCACUGCUCCCGCUGUUCGUGUUACCGGCGCUGAGGUUCCUACACCUUACGCUGUUGGUCUUGAGCAGAUGAGCUUCCCUCAAGAGGAUACUAUCGUUGGCCAGGCUGCCAAGCUUCUACGACUGUGAACUGGCUUUAUGUGAUAAAUUGGAGGUGUUCCCAGAAUUUGGAGGAUCAAAAUCAUGCGUCUAGUACCCUUUCUCUAUUGCAAGCCUUUCCAUUGUUUCUUAAUCUAAAUUAACUUUAUCCGAAACUGUACAACUACACUAGAGAAUCAACUCCAAACUCAAUUUGUCAGCUUUUGUCCAUCUUUUUCUGU
Messenger RNA from Aspergillus novofumigatus IBT 16806, 1583 nucleotides. RefSeq names its product pyruvate dehydrogenase (acetyl-transferring) subunit E1 beta. Bases 259 to 1392 code for a protein of 377 amino acids. Gene Ontology annotation, biological process: pyruvate decarboxylation to acetyl-CoA. NCBI's taxonomy places the organism in Eukaryota, Fungi, Ascomycota, Eurotiomycetes, Eurotiales, Aspergillaceae. The record is from RefSeq and is a predicted model, not a curated record. Gene Ontology annotation, molecular function: pyruvate dehydrogenase (acetyl-transferring) activity. The transcript has 4 exons.